AGGAAUCCCUAACAGAUAAAGAUUAAAAGCAAAACAAAACAUAUAACUGCAAAGAGACAUUUCUUUUCUGGUCAAGAGAUUGUGGAGGUGGUGAAAGGAAAUUAGGUAAGGAUUCUGUCAGUGAAUAUAUAUAGAUAUACUCAGGGGGAGCCUCUGGAAGAGACUUUGUGGUUUGUGGUUCCAGACAAUCACAGGUUGGAUGGAAAUGUGUUUGCUGGCCUGGGCAAUUUAACUGCAAUGAAUAUUACUACUGCUAAUAGUAAUAACUAUCAUUUGCUGAUAUCUUAUUAAGUUCCAGGUAUGGUACUUAUCAUUUUACAGUCAAUAUCUAUUUUGAAUCCCCAUAGGGACAUAUCAAGUGGGCAUUAUUCCCAAUUUUAUAGACAAGGACACAGGCUCAGAGUGUUCACUAAUCUCCCAAUAUUAUGGACUAAGGGUAUAAAAAGGGAAAGAUUUGAAACUAGAUCUAUUUGGCUCCCAAAAGUUCUCUGCUGCUGUAUUAAUAGUACCCCCAACUCAGUUCUAAAUUAUCAAGACAUCAUGGCUGGAGAUAGGAGUCAUACGUGAUUUACCCCCAAAUUUCCUAAGUCUGUUGCUGACUAUUACAGUCAAAAUUAAAAAGGAAAGUGUGUGACUUAUGAAAGACAUCAUAUCAAGACAGUCUCUUCUAUAGUGAAACAAACAAACACUGAUGUUAUAAAAUCAAAUAAUCUGGUCCACUGGCAAACACUUCCACAUAUUUGAGUGAAUAUGUUUGAAUUUCAGUUUCCUUAUGUAAAGAGUGUGUAAAAUAUCUCUCUUCUCAUUGUCAUAGAAAAUAGCUUUCCCUUUCAUAAACUGCUUAGUGAAAUAUCCUGAAACACCAUCAGAAGCACCCCUUUCCUCACCUGCAACAGACAUAAGGAAGAAUUUGCGUCAGCCAACUUCCCAGUAUGAAGCAAAGCCUCCCCUUCCUCCUACCAAUGACUGAGUCAUUCUUUUAGAUAACAGUAACAAUUUAAAUACUCCAGCAGAAGCUCACACAUCUCUAGUUUGCUGAAGUCCUUGAAUGCUUCACUCUCCUUGGUAUGAAUUUGGAAAUGAUGUGUGAUGAUUUCAAGAUGAAGACCAUGAAGGACCAGCCUGAUCAAAAGCUGAAUGGAGAGAAAUCUAAAGAAAAAGGAGCAAAACACAAGGAGGGGAGGACAGACACUUAUUAUCAGGAGUUUGCAUAAAGGAGUUCCGGAUUAUGUUCCCAUAAACAAGACAGAAAUUUCUCUCCCUGGGGAAAGUAAAUGUUGUCAUCUUCUUUCUCGAUUCUGGCGCCCUGCUGCUGUGAUUCUAGGGAUCAUUUGCCUGGCGUUACUGACCACCACUGUAUUGCUGGGAGUGCAAUUAUCCCAGGUAUCUGCUCUCCUGAAGCAACAGCAAGGCAACCUUACUCGCCAGGAGCAUGUGCCGGAGGGACAGAUGUCAGCCCAGCGGCAGGUGGAAGGAGCUUCCCAGGAGUCCCUGAAGGAGCUCAACGAAAUGAUAGAAUUCCUUGCCCAGAAGCUGGAGGAGAGCUCCAGGAAGCAAAUGGAGCUUCAUCACCAGAACCUGAAUCUCCAGGAAGCUCUGAAGAAAGCAGCAAACUUUUCAGGUCCUUGUCCCCAAGACUGGAUCUGGCAUGAAGAAAACUGUUACCAGUUUUCCUCUAGUCCAUCUAGCUGGGAAAAGAGCCAAGAGAGCUGCAGAUCUUUGGAUGCCCAGUUGCUGAAAAUCAACAGCUCAGCUGAUCUGGAAUUCAUCCAGCAAGCCAGUGCCCAUUCCAGUUUCCCGUUCUGGAUGGGAUUGUCUCUGAGGAAACUCAGCAACUCAUGGCUCUGGGAGGAUGGUUCUCCUUGGAUGUCCAGCUUGUUUAAACUUCGGGGAGCUGUUUCCCAGAUGUACCCUUCAGGCACCUGUGCAUAUAUACAAAGGGGAGUUGCUUAUGCUGAGAGCUGCAAUUUAUCUGCAUUCUGUAUAUGUCAGAAGAAAGCGAAUCUUUUGAGAGCAUAGUGAAUCUGAAGGAUCUGGAGGAAGAGGACGAGAAGGUCUUAAAUUCCAUCUGGAAUUGAAGUGAUUCCUCAACAGUCAAGUGCAAACCACAUGAGUCCUGGAAACUAGAGCCUGUUAUUAUCUGGCUGCAGAACUCUUUAGCAGAGUCUGGGGCUCCAGCUGCCUGACACCUGUGUAUCACCUAGUGUUUUUUAACCUAGUGUUUCCCAAGGCUCCCUGCCAGGCUUCAAUUCCUCUUCCCUUUUCUAUUUUCAAAUUUUGCUUCUCUCCAAGUCUUGGGAACAUUUGCACUCAGUCUUCUCUACCUCAGACUGCCUUCCCCUCACCCUCCUAAAAUUUCAUAGAAGAUAGAAGAUGGACAACUUGCCCAACUUUCGGCAGAGUGCGAAAUAAAGGGGAAAUAUGCACGGGAAAUAGUGCACAUGAAGAAAUAGAAAAGGGGAAAGGUCACAUUGAAAUCAAGAAAUUCGUGUUCUCAAAUUAAUAGUCACCUCUUGUUGGUCUUUCUAAUUGUGGUUCAUUGCCAAGCUUCAACACACACACACUCACACACACAUGCCUACACACACACACUGCAUAUUUGGGUGGCAAUUGGGGAGUUCUAGAAAGUAAUUGGAUGGUCUUCUUUGUGAACUAGUCCACAACCCAUUAUAGGUUCCUGAAUCAGUUAUUUCUUCAUUUUUUUUGUCUACCAAAGAACAGCUUGACACCACGUGUGUGUGUGUUUGUGUGUAGUGAUAUAGCACUGUAGUUUCAAUUUGCAUUUACCAAAUGACAAAUGCUCUUGAGCAUAUUUUCAUGUUUUUAUUUACCAUUUGUAUAUUUUCUUUGAUAAAGUAUAUGUCCAAAUCCUUUGGGCAUUUUAAAAUUGGGUUAUUUGUUUUCUUAUUGUUGAGUCUGGGGAGUUCCUUAAAUAUUCUGGAUAAAAAUCCUGUAUCAGAUAAAUGUUUUGAGAAAAAAAAAUUAUCUCAAUCUGUGACUUCUUUUUCCAUUCCCUGAAUGGUAUCCUCAGAAAAGGAGAAGUUUUACAUUUUGAUUAAGAGAUUAAGUGCAUUUUUGUGUUGUUAUUGUUGUUUCUAAGAAGUCUUUGUCAAACUCAAGGUUGUGAAAAUUUUCUUCUAUGUUCUCUUUUCAAGUAUUACUUUGAGGCCUAUAACUAUUUUGGGUUACGCUUUGUGUAUGAUCUUUGGUGAGGAUUGAAAUUAUUGUUGCUGUUGUUUUGCAUAUUGGUAUCCAGUUGUCUUAGUGCCAUUUGUUUAAAAGGCUAUUAUUCUUUCUUGCAUUGUCUUUGCAACUUUGUCAGCAGUUUCCCAUACAUGUGUGGGUUUAUUUCUGGACUCUGUUCUGUUCCAUUGAUCUAUUUGACUGUUUUUAUACCACCACCACACUCUUUUGGAUAUUGUAGUUUUUAAAAAAUGUCUUGCAAUCAGUAGUGGUAGCCCUUCAACUUUAUACUUAGUUUGCAAAAUUGUUUUGGCUUUUCUGUGUCUUUGCAUUUAUGUAUUAGCUUUAGAAUCAGCUUUUCAAUUUCUAUAAAAAAAAACCUUUUGUGUCAUUGAUUGUAAUUGUACUGAAUCUAUGGAUCAAUUUGGGAAAAAUUGACUUCUUAAAAAUAUUGAUUUGUUUGACCCAUGUACAAGGUAUAUCUCUCCAUUUAUUUAAUUUAACUUAAUUUUUCUCAGCAAUGCUUUGUAGUUUACAGUGUACAGGUAUUUCACAUCUUUUGUUAUGUUAUUGUAGAGUAUUUCAUAUUUUUGAUGCAAAUGUAAAU
Messenger RNA from Choloepus didactylus (southern two-toed sloth), 3790 nucleotides. RefSeq names its product oxidized low density lipoprotein receptor 1 (gene OLR1). Gene Ontology annotation, biological process: lipoprotein metabolic process; leukocyte cell-cell adhesion; cell death. The record is from RefSeq and is a predicted model, not a curated record. The transcript has 7 exons. NCBI's taxonomy places the organism in Eukaryota, Metazoa, Chordata, Mammalia, Pilosa, Megalonychidae. Bases 1138 to 2019 code for a protein of 293 amino acids. Gene Ontology annotation, cellular component: signaling receptor complex; plasma membrane. Gene Ontology annotation, molecular function: low-density lipoprotein particle receptor activity.